UGUUUUAUUAUUAUUAUUAUUAUUAUUAUUUUUUUUUUUAUCUAUGCUUGUAAUUGUUAUUGUUUUCCAUCCUCUUCCUCUUGUCUAUUAUGCAAUUAUUUCUAACUUGUCUAUUUCGAGCUCUGCUCUGCUCUUGUUCCUCACAACUGUGUAAUGGUGUGCCCACCAUGUGCUCGACCAUAUGCCGAAAUGAAACACACACAUAAAUUGACAAUCAGAUGUGAAACUUUUUAUCCUCCAUGUACUUGACCAUAUGCUUAAACGAAUAAACACACAGAAAUUAACAAUGAGAAUGUGAAAUUAUUUUCCCAAAUUGAAAAAAAAAUCCCAACAUAUUAUUCACCAAAUGUUGGGGAAAACUCUGGGUGUACAUAGACAGCUCUGUUUUUUUUCUUUUGCUUGUCUGCUUGGCCUUUGGCCUCAAUUGCACUAAAAGCAAAAAUGAAAAUAAAAUAAUGUGCUUCUAAACAAUCAAACUUACUGACUUCAUAGUGAUAAAAGCUGAAAUUCUAAGUAUAAUAACAUUCAUAUCUAAUUCAAGCAGAUGAGAGAAAGUUUUCGUUAAAGGUUUCGUGAGCUUUAGCUUUUGCAUUUCUGUCCUUAAUUUCAGUCAAGAAGAGAGUUGAGUACAACUCACCUUUUUUCUUGUUACUCUUUCACUGUAAAUGAACAACACCCAACAGAUUGGUUUCCAAGAAAGAGUUCAACAAAACCAUGGCUUGGUCUAUGAUUAUAGCAGUUUAGAACACGCCAACCAAUCUUCCCAAUUUCCUGGUGGUUGUCAAAUGGGAAUUUGCAUUGAUUCAUCAUCAGCCAUGGAGGGAGGAGGAUCACAGCAGCACAACUUUGGUUGUGGUGGGCAUGCUAAUUCAUCAAGUACCAUCAUGAGUCGUAUCUCGGUUCACCAUCUUCUGCUUUUUUUGCAACUGAGCGUUACAUGGGCUUUCCACAAUAUGAGUAUCAAUCUGGAAAUCCCAUUGUGCCCUCCCAACAACCCGAGAAUUAUGAUCUGCAUACUCCAUCAUAUCUAUCUACAGGGGAUAGUUUUUAUUUCGAUACGCCAGAGCAAGAAGACCCCAAUUCGCAGUCCAAACUUGCCCUGCAAUCUGAUGCAAAAUCCCACUUUUGUAGCAAUAAAAACUACAGUUCUGAAAAGAUCCUAUAAAACUCCAUGCAACAAUUUCUCAGAAACAGAACACAUUUUUCUGCUGAAAAGAAAGUUGCUUAGUGAUUUUGGUAAUUCAGAUAUGAGGCAGCCUUCAAUUCCUUUUGAAAGAAAUCGGGAUCUUAGUGUUUGUCACAAUUUGUAUAAUUCUCAGCAUGAGCAUUUGAGGCAGUCUGCAGCUAGACCUGCUGGAGGUGUUUCAGUUACUUCUGGUAACACUGGAUCAGCCAUUUCAAGUAAAACACAAAUUCGAUGGACUCAAGAUCUUCAUGACCGCUUUGUCGAGUGUGUAAAUCACCUCGGUGGAGCAGAAAAGGCAACACCAAAGGCGAUACUGAAGCUAAUCGACUCAGAGCGGUUGACCAUCUUUCAUGUGAAAAGCCAUUUGCAGAAAUAUCGAAUUGCAAAGUACAUGCCAGAUUCUGCAGAAGGAAAAUCUGAGAGGAAGAAUAACAUGAAUGAUGCAGCACAGAUUGAUAUAAAAGCGUGCUGGCUAACAUGAAUAGAGUGUCUAAUUUAAAUAAUCUAAAUAGUAAAGUAAUGGGACUGACAUGGGGCAUGUGGUAUGCAACUAUCUUCGGUAUACAUCAAAAAGUUAUCCUUGGGGCUGAUGUGUUAUAUGAUACAAGUGGCUUUGAUGAUCUCUUUGCCACUGUGACAUUUCUACUCCAAAAUUCUCCAGGAUCUGUUUUCAUAACAACCUAUCACAAUAGAAGCGGGCAUCAUCUAAUUGAGUUCUUGAUGGCGAAGUAGGUGUUGAAGUGCACGAAACUUCUUGAUGGCUUUUUAUGUAUGCCAUCAUACAAGGCAUCUGGGUUGGCAGAAAUUGUUUUGAAUAGUGAAGAGGUGAGGUAA
Molecule: messenger RNA, 2020 nt
Organism: Camellia sinensis
Lineage: Eukaryota; Viridiplantae; Streptophyta; Magnoliopsida; Ericales; Theaceae
Source: RefSeq, a predicted model, not a curated record